CCGAGGUUUGAAUCCACCCCACAGAGUGAAGUCAAUUUCUAUGACCACAUUUACACAACAAGAAAUAGAAUUCCUUCAGAAACAUGGCAAUGAAGUGUGCAAACAAAUUUGGCUAGGAUUAUUUGAUGAUAGGUCUUCUGCAAUCCCAGAUUUUAGAGAUCCACAGAAAGUGAAAGAAUUCCUUCAAGAAAAAUAUGAAAAGAAGAGAUGGGUAUGUACCGCCAGAAACAAGCCAGAGUAGUGGCUUCUGUUCAUGCCUCUAUAUCUGGGUCCUCAGCAAGUAGUGCUAGUAGUACACCAGAAGUCAAACCAUUGAAAACUCUCUUGGGAGACUCUGCACCGACUCUACACCUGAACAAGAACACCCCUAGCCAGGUGCCCCAGCAACAGCAUCUUCAUCAUCAUCAUCACCACCAUCACCAAGAGAAAAAGUUUGACCUUCUGAGCGACCUUGGAGGAGACAUCUUUGCUACGCCUGCGCCUCAGCAAGCUGCCACCGCGAACUUUGCCAAUUUUGCAAACUUCAACAGUCACACAGGUACCAAUGCAAAUGCAAACUUUGCUCAGUUUGAUAACUUUCCCAAAUCCUCCAGUGCUGACUUUGGAGCCUUUAAUUCCACCGGAGCCAGCAAAACCACUGCAGUCAGUAAACCUAGCCAGCCUUCAGCGGAUAAAUACGCAGCUCUUGCUGACCUAGACAGUAUCUUCAGCAACCAGCAAGGUGGUAGCGGUCUCUUUAGUAGUGCAGCUGUUUCUGCAACAUCUGGCCCAGUGGCCUCAUCUGCAACAGAAAACAGUGUUUUUGGAAUACCUGCUGCAGUCCCUGCAGCACACGCGCACCCCACGCCACCAGUCGCUGGAACCUUUGGAGCACCUGCUUCCACAACCCAUUUGUGUCAGCUUCCGUUGCACAAGCUGUUAAUCCAUUCCAGACAAAUGGGCGAGCAGCACCAGGAAUCCGUGAUGGGCAAACAGAGAUGGAGUUUCCAGCUGCUCCAUUUCACCCAUUCCACCAGACCAGACUACCGACAGCCGCAGCGAUGGAUGUCUCUUCUUUUGGCACAGCCUCUCUAAGCAUGCCCGCAGGCUUCGGGACAUCAGCAUCUUAUAGUCUUCCGACCAGCUUCAGUGGCUCUUUCCAUCAGCCUGCAUUCCCUGCCCAGACAGCCUUUCCCCAACAGACUGCUUUCUCCCAGCAACCCAAUGGUAAUAUACAAGGAGCUGGUUUUGGUGUGUUUGCUCCAGCAAAGUCAGUGGUUACUCCGUUUGGACAAGUUGCAGCUCCUGCGGUCUCUAGCAAUCCUUUCAUGGCUGGAGGACCUACGGGACAGUUUCCAGCAGGAAGUUCAUCAACCAAUCCUUUCUUAUAG
Messenger RNA from Staurois parvus, 1370 nucleotides. NCBI's taxonomy places the organism in Eukaryota, Metazoa, Chordata, Amphibia, Anura, Ranidae. The record is from the annotation of a GenBank genome assembly.